Molecule: messenger RNA, 2130 nt
Organism: Trichophyton verrucosum HKI 0517
Lineage: Eukaryota; Fungi; Ascomycota; Eurotiomycetes; Onygenales; Arthrodermataceae
Exons: 4
Coding region: 1-2130 (709 amino acids)
Biological process (GO): proteasome-mediated ubiquitin-dependent protein catabolic process
Cellular component (GO): Cul4-RING E3 ubiquitin ligase complex
Molecular function (GO): protein binding
Source: RefSeq, a predicted model, not a curated record
AUGUCUGGUCAUCCCUCCAGCCGCCAGGAAGCGGUGUCGCCUGCGGAACCGGACUCCAUAUACCAUCUAGCCCAUGAAUGGGGUAGCGUUGAUACAGUCGGGAAUACAGAUAGCCAGACUGAUGCAGGUUUUAGCAACGCUGGUCACUGGGAUCCAUCAGCUGGAGACCUAGAUGAUAUGGAUGAUGCUGAUAUGGAUGAUGGUGACGAUGAUGACGAUGGAGAAGAAGAAGAUGGUGAUGAGGAUGAGUAUGAUGACGAAGACGACAGAUUUGAUAACGAUGAUAGUGGUGAGGACGGGCACAAUAUAGAACUUCAGUUUUCAGUCUAUCCGGCGCAAGGCGACACAACCGCGGCAACAGCAGCAGGGCCUGGCGGGGAAGGGCAGCCUCAAAAUCCAGAGCGUGUAAGAAGUAUGGGCAGCAAUAUCUCCCUCGCAUGGAAUCUUCAAAUUUCUUUCCCUUUUGGCUUGCUGAUCGGAUUGUUGUUAGUAACCACUGCACAACUAUUCCGCCUAAUUGGGGCAACUGAGCUUCAUCGUAUUCUACAAGGCCAUGGAGUCCUGCGCUCGCGAUCAAACGAAAAUGGCCAAGGUUAUGAUAUUUAUGGCGUACAGGCAACCCGUCGCACCAGAAGGACAGGACCUAGUAGAUAUCCGAAACCUCCAAGCCAGACGGGCAGAGAGCUCAUGAUUUCCGGAGACUAUGGCAGUAAUCCUUACUAUGUCGACAGACUGAAGGGCCGGAAGAAGAAGCUGGCAACAAGUCUGAUGUAUAGAGAGCUCGGGGCAGGGCCCCGAGGGACCGAAAUUAGAUCUUCUCGUGAACUAUCCCAGCGCCUAAUUCCUGGCACAGCUGCUGAUACCAUCAUACACUAUGAGAAUCCGUGUUACUCGGGUCAGUUCUCUGAUGAUGGUAAUUUUUUCUUCGUGACUUCUCAAGAUUUCAAUGUUCGGAUGUAUGAUACCUCCAACCCAUAUAUCUGGAAACAUUACAAAACAGUGGAAUACCCCAUCGGCCAGUGGACGAUAACAGAUGCAACUCUGAGCCCAGACAACAAAUCUUUGGCAUACAGCUCCAUAAGAAACAUCGUUUGCCUGGCCGGAACAGAUCCUGCUUCAUCGACAGACCCUAUUCUUUUGAGUUUUGAACAUGGGCCACAGGGUGCCGCGUUCAACUCGAUGUUUGGAACCCGCUUUGGGAUAUGGUCGGUCCGUUUCUCUGGUGACGGCCGCGAGAUAGUAGCUGGAACUUCUGGCAACUCUGUCCUUGUUUACGACUUAGAAACGCAGCGGACAAUACUCCAGCUACGCAAACAUUCAGACGACGUCAAUGCUGUUUGCUACGGAGAUAAAAUGUCACCCCACAUCCUCUACUCAGGUUCCGACGAUUCUACCAUUCGCGUAUGCGAUCGUCGAUCAAUGGCGGAUGGCCGAGAAGCGGGUGUUUUCGUCGGUCACACAGAAGGUAUAACAUUUGUUGACAGCAAAGGAGAUGGCCGAUAUGUACUAUCGAACAGUAAAGACCAAACCAUGAAGCUCUGGGACUUGAGGAAGAUGAUGACAACAGCUAAAUUUGAUGGGAUGAACCAUAUCAGAUAUUCAACGGGCUUUGACUAUCGAUUCAGUCCAUACUUGGAAUCAGAUUAUAUUCCUCAUCCCGAUGAUUGCUCCGUUGUCACGUUCCAUGGUCAUGGUGUACUUCGGACUUUAAUACGCUGUCACUUUUCACCCCCGGGAAGCACGGAUUCAAGAUAUGUAUACACAGGAAGCCAUGAUGGCAAGGUAUACGUGUAUAAUAUGGAUGCUACUUUGGCAAAAGUGAUCGAUGUCGGAGGAACCACUCGUCACUCCUGGUCACCUAGAGGCACACCUCGUUCCUAUGACCUGGAUCCUAAGGAGAUUAAAACUUGUGUGAGAGAUGUCAGCUGGCACCCCAACGCCCCAGUGAUAGCAGCUACCUCGUGGAAUGGCUGGGGUAUGUCGGAAGGAACAUGUACAGUUCACUCCUGGACCGACGAUGCAGAGGACGAUGAAGGGCUUCCUUCAAUGGGCUGGCAUUUGGAAUCUGAGCUUCAACUACCAGCCGGCCAGGAUUCAAUUGUUCUGGGGUCCGAAUAUGAAGACUAUUAA